UAUCAUAAAUGAUGAAUUCAUUGUGUGUAGCAGUGAAUUUUCAAUUUAAUUUGUGAUACAAAGAAAGUUGUUGUUUUUGUGAAUUAUCAAUGUUGGUCUCCAUUCAACUCGUCAGUUAAAAUCUUUUGUGUUUGCGAUACAAGUUUGUGUUUAGGUCCAAGUCCAAUGAAAUAAUAAAAUUUUAUGCUUUCUACAAUAUAUCAAUAGAUAAAUUAAAAAAAAAACAGUGUUAAAUGAAUUUCAUGUAAAUUUAAACGUUUGAUAAAGAAAAAAAAAGAAAUAAAAAUGGAUAAGGAAAUUGCGGAUCGUUUACGAAAUGAAAAUCCCGAGCAAUUUCAAACGUUAGUUCGUAUGCAUUUGUCGUUUGAAUUAGAUCUCAGCACAGAUCCAGUUGAAAAUGAUACCCAACAAACAAUGGGUAGCGUUGCCAGUGUAAAACUGCGAUCGAAGAAAUUGUUUGCUUUUCCAAAAAAAUCGAAACAAUUGCAUUCCACGUCAAAGAGUCAACCAUUCAAUGUUGUCGAUUCACUUACACCCGUUGGCAUUGAGCAGAUCAAACAAAUGAUACGCUUUUUAAUGGAGAGCCAAAAUAUAAUUCAAGAGGGUAUUUUCCGACGGACUGGUUCAGUGGCACGUCAAAAUGAGCUGCGGCGUCGCCUCAAUGAACAGACAACAUUGGAUUUUAGCAAUGGCGUGUAUACGGUUCACGAUUGUGCCAGUGUUUUAAAGUCGAUCAUUGCCGAUUUACCGGAACCACUUUUAACCGAUCACUUUUAUGCGGUUCAUUGUCAAAUUGCCGAACUCUACAAUAGCAAUCAAAUUGAACACAAUCAAAUGAAAGAGACUCGGCUCUUGCAUUCAAUUCAAUUGCUAUUGCUAUUGCUUCCAUUGGAAAAUCGUUCACUAUUUUAUGACAUCAUAAAUAUGUUGAAUGAAACCACAAAAUAUGAAUCGAGCAAUAAAAUGUCUUCCGAAAGUCUGGCCACAUUGUUUACACCACAUUUGAUAUGUCCACGAAAAUUGACACCAGAAGCAUUGCAUGCGGUAUCACAAAAUAUGUCGGGCCUAGUAAGUUUUAUGAUUGGAAAAGGUGAUGAAUUGCAAUGCAUACCACCAAAACUAUCCACCGACAUACGAGCAUAUUUGGUGGAACAAAGACGUAAAAAGGUGCUAUCGCCUGAAUUGCAAAUACUUGAUGAAUCGGUUACGUCCGAUUCAACGGCAAAUACCGUAUACACAUUUGUGGAUCGUGAAAAAACGGCCGAAGCUCAUAAUUCAAAUUCAACGGAUACUGCAUUGGCACAAUUAUAUGCGCACAUACAAUCAUUACCCGAUGAUCGAAAGAAACGAAAGCUAAUCAAACAAUUUAAUAAGGAAAAUGGACAGGGAACGCCAUUGCAACAGCAAAUGUUGAUGCGAUUGAAAAAGGGAAAUGUGGCCUCACCACGACCCAAUAAAUCACUUAGUGGUUCAAUAAAAAAGCACAUCUUUCAUUCGGCACUUGGUUCAAAGACACCAAAACGUGGAUCGAUGACCGUUUCUACGCCAAGUUUGCCAGGAAUGAGCACUCCGGUUAGUAGAAGAGGGCUCGAUUCGACGCCAAAAUCUCAAUCAACAUUCCAUACGCCAAUCGGACACCGAUUGAAUGCAACCCGUACAGAGACUUUAUCGUCGUCACUAGAAACACCGAAAUCAGCCAUGAAAAAUAGUAAAUACGAAAGCAAAAGUACCGAAACACUUGACAAAAUAGCAAUAGAUGGUGAUAGCGAGAUAACUGAAAACAAAAGUGAACGAAAAGAAAUGGCAAAAAUUAAAUUCGCGCAAGGUGCCGAUAAUCACAACGAUCAACAUUAUCACACGCCAAUUUCAUUUAAAAUGAGUAAAUUUAUAAUGUGCUUCAAGUCAGAGCCGGAUUUGAGCCGUGUCCAAGAUGGCAUCGAAACAGCACCAAUACUAAAUCGUGGGCGUUUCAUUGCAAAGAAAUUACUUAGCGGAGUUAGCAUGAUCAAUUUGCGUAGACCAUUUGUGAAUUCAAAUGAAAAGGCAGCUACUAGAACCAAACCAAUAAUAAAUGACGAGAGCAGCAAUGACAAUGCUGAAAAUAUGUCGAAAAAACUAGGUGAUGAAAUUGAAACGAACAAAAUGUCAAUCGCUGAACCACAAGCGUGCUUUGUCAAUGAAAAUAAAAUUGAUGACGACGACGAAGAUUUCGUUGAUGACGAAGAAGUUGAUCGAGAAUACGAUGAUAGCGUUGACAAGGAGAAUCAAUCACCACUACAUUAUAAGACAAUUGAAUACAUUUCAAAACUCAAUCCGCCACCGCCAUUGGCGGUGGCAAUUAACUGUGGCGCUCCUCUGUCGGAUUCAAUUACAAAUGAUUCGGUGUCACCAAUUACCAAAUCAACACAUCGCAUGUCGAAAGCAAUGCAGGAAUCUAUAAUGACGCCUAGAUCACGCAAGCCAGUCAUCAUUAUUGGUGCAAUGCGUGGUUUGACAUCGGACAAUUAUCAUCAAAAUUUCAUCAACUUCGAAAUGGAUGAAGUCGAGAAUAGUUUUGACUGUGAAAAUACAACACAUGAUAGACUCGACUCAUCAUUGCAGAGAUCGAAAAGUGAAAGCAGUCUUCAAUUGCGAUCACCAAUUGAGAUAAAAUCAGUCUUGGUUCAACCCAGCACUCUUGAAGAACAACGAACAGUAACCAAAUCCAAUUCAGACGAAACAUUGUCUACGCCAUUCAGAAAAUAUAUGUUUAGUCGCAGUUUGUUAAUGACAACACCUGUUGAUUCAUCGUUUUCGAGCCAAUCGGAUGACUUUGAAAAUCUGAAUGACUCGGAAAUGAGCGAGAGUUUGAUUUACUGUUUGAAUGGAAAUGAGCCAAACGAUGUUGGCUUGCCCAAUAUAAACGAUCCAGUUACACCACGAUCGACGAAUAGAAUUUUCCCCAGUGGUAGCAGUGUCUCUUUCAAAAGACCACUGAAAAAUGAUGAUGAUUUAGGCAAAAAUUCAUUAUCAGAUCCAGUAUAUGGUGAAUAUAGUUGCAUUAAUGCGAAGAAAAAUCACUUGGAAUUGGACGAAACUGCUUUAUAGGUGAAUUUCACAAUGGAAUUCACAAAUUUUUAGAGAAAACAAAAUCAAAUAUAACUAACAAAUUUAUGAAUCAAAUGAGAAGCAGAAAAUUAUCGCGAAAUAUUACUAAAUCUUAAUAUAUACUAUGAGCACACAACCAAUCAUAUAUAAUUUGCACGGAACUGCAUGGUCAUAUGCACAGUGUGCAUGCCUUGAAUGUAUUUUACUCUUUAAAUGGUGUAGGAAACUAAACUAAAAAAACGAUUUAUUUUAAAUUUCAAGUCUUUAUUUUAUAUCAUACAAAUCCUUUUAAAUAACAUUUUAUCCAGAAAUGUUUUUGUAAAAACGAUGACAUCAUUUUAAAUAAUU
This is a messenger RNA of Contarinia nasturtii (swede midge), 3435 nucleotides long. RefSeq names its product rho GTPase-activating protein 6 (gene RhoGAP54D). The record is from RefSeq and is a predicted model, not a curated record. The transcript is spliced from 7 exons. NCBI's taxonomy places the organism in Eukaryota, Metazoa, Arthropoda, Insecta, Diptera, Cecidomyiidae. Bases 286 to 3087 code for a protein of 933 amino acids. Gene Ontology annotation, cellular component: cytoplasm. Gene Ontology annotation, biological process: regulation of small GTPase mediated signal transduction; signal transduction. Gene Ontology annotation, molecular function: GTPase activator activity.